ACCUGCAGGAUUCUGUGUUUUAGUAUUUGUGAAAUAGGGGCCCCUGCUGUUACCAAGCCGUGUAUCUUGACCAUUUACUCUAGCCGCUCUUACAUUUUCAUAAGUAAGCGCAUAGUUCCGGAUAUAUGCACUAUAAUAUAAACUGUGUAAUAUGCGGACAUUUGGACAUUUGGACUACAAAAACAAUGCAAUCGUUAUUCAAAUAGGAAUAACCUCACUGGCUGAGAUCAGAUAGGACGUUUGCUAUGGACAACGGCGAUGUGGUAAUUAUGUGUAUUAUUAGUUAGUGGUUCUUUCCUUGUUCCUCUGGGGAAUUAUAGCCUAUAGGCUGGUUGACUGGUCGUUCGGUGCGCGCCUGAGAGACGGACGCUGAUGCGACGGACGCGCGCAGAAACCGUAGAUGCAAGAGCCAGGUGAGGCACGGCAGUAGGGCUGCUGCUGCCAUUACUAAAGAAAAAGGGGGCUUUUAAAAAAUCAUAAGGAAGUGGAAAAUCACCUGAUUAUCCAAGAGAAGAAAGAGCGGUGAACGCCAGUCGUCCAACAGCACCUGACACAGCCUUUCUACCUGGCCGCCUGGCCACCGUGUUUCUCAACAGUGCAUGUGCUGGGCUGCCAUGGCGACCAUGGCUCCACCCCUCACAUUUCUACUCCUGCUGCUUCAAGUGGCUGACGGCUCAUUCCCAGAGGAGCCUAGUCCACUCAGCUACGCUCCCUUGGAGGUGGUGAGGAGGUACCCCGUGUUCGUGGGGAGAGCACACCCCUCCGCCCUCCGGCAGGAGAUGCACAUCCAGACCGUCCUCCAGGUCAACCGCACGCUCUACAUAGGAGCCAGAGAUGAUCUGUACAGAGUAGAGCUGGACAACAUGGUUGGCGAUGAGAUGUUCUACAGCAAGAAGCGCACAUGGGAGUCCAACAAGAAUGACAUCCGGGUGUGCAGAAUGAAGGGGAAGCACGAGGGUGAGUGCCGCAAUUACAUCAAGGUGCUGCUGAGCCACCAUGACGGCCUGUUUGUGUGCGGAACCAACGCUUUUAAUCCACUGUGCGCCAACUACACCAGAGACAGCCUGGAGAUGGCGGGAGAGUCUGUGAGCGGGAUGGCGCGAUGCCCCUACGACCCCAGACACGCCAACGUGGCUGUGUUCGCCGAAGGGAGUCUUUUCACCGGCACCGUGACAGACUUCCUGGCCAUCGACGCUGUGAUCUACCGCAGCCUGGGGGACAGCCCCGCCCUCCGCACGGUCAAGCACGACUCCAAAUGGUUCAGAGAGCCGUUUUUCGUGAGUGCAGUAGAAUGGGGCCCGCACAUCUAUUUCUUCUUCCGAGAAAUGGCGAUGGAAUUUCACCACCUAGAGAAGGUCAUGGUGUCCCGGGUGGCCCGCGUCUGUAAGACGGACCUGGGCGGCUCCCAGCGGGUGCUGGAGAAGCAGUGGACGUCCUACCUGAAGGCGCGGCUCAACUGCUCGGUGCCGGGGGACUCCCACUUCUACUUCAACCUGCUGCACGCCACCAGCGGGGUGCUGCACCUGCAGGGCCGCGCCGUCGUCCUGGGGCUCUUCUCCACGCCGCCCAACAGUAUCCCCGGCUCGGCCGUGUGUGUGUUCGACAUGCAGCAGCUGGCCCACGUGUUCGAGGGGAGAUUCAAGGAGCAGAAAUCCCCAGAAUCCAUCUGGACCCCUGUGCCCGACGAACUGGUGCCCAGACCACGGCCGGGAGGCUGUGCGGUGGAGGGCUCCAGGUUCAGCUCCUCCAACUCCCUGCCCGACGAGGUGCUGAACUUCGUGAAGACCCACCCUCUGAUGGACGAGACGGUCCCCCUGCUGGGGCACCGGCCCUGGGUGGUCCGUACCAUGGGCAGGUACCAGCUGACCACCAUGGUGGUGGACACGGAGGCGGGGCCCCAGAGGAACCGGACGGUUCUGUUCCUGGGCUCCACGCGAGGGACCGUGCUCAAGUUCCUCAUGGUGCCCAGCGGGGAGCCCGUGGCCCACAGCAGCGUGUUCCUGGAGGAGGUGGAGGGCUUCAACCCAGAGAAGUGUGGAGAGGACACCCCCCAGGCCCGUCAGCUCCUGUCCCUGCUGCUGGACCGCAGCAGUCACACCCUACUCCUGGCCUUCCCCUCCUGCCUGGUGCGGGUGCCCACCUCCCGCUGCCACCUGCACGCACGCUGCAUGAAGAGCUGUUUAGCCUCCAGGGAUCCCUACUGUGGUUGGACGAGAGGCAGCACCUGCUCCUUCCUCAGACCAGGCACCCGGUUGCCCUUUCAGCAAGACGUGGAGUACGGCAACACCACCUCUCAUCUGGGGGACUGUGACGGCCUCCUGCAGCAGAGCCUGCUGAUCGAGCCCGAGAGCCUGGUGUCGCUCAACCUGCUGGUGGCGUCGGCCGUCUCCGCCUUCACCAUCGGCGCCGCGCUGUCCGGUCUGGCCGUCUGCUGGAUCAUGGCCCACAAGCCCGCCGCCCGGCGCCACGGCAACGCCUCGCAGUCCUCCAUCCAGCGGCGCGAGCGCGGCCUGCUGGGCAACGGCGGCGGCAGCGUGGGCGGCUCGGUGCUGAGCGUGACGCGGCAGGGCGGCGGCGGCGGCGGCGAGCGGCCCUGCACCCAGGGCGGGGAGACCCUGUUCGUCAUGCCCAACGGCUGGGUGAAGUCCGGGGAGCUGGACCCGGGCUUCCUGCCCACGCCGGAGCACACGCCGCAGCAGAAGCGCCGGGGGCUGCGGCUCUCCGACUCCAACUCGGGGGGGUGGGACACCAGCCAGACGUACCUGGGCGGGGGUACCGUCAGCCUGGGCUCGCCCUGCCGCAUGCCCCCCUCCGUCUACAUCACCACCCGACUCUUCCAGCAGGGCGGCGGCGGCGGGCGGCACGGCGGGGAGGGCCGCGGGGGGGACGCGCCCCGCCAGCACUACGUCUGCCUCAGCAAGCAGGAGAAGGGCCCGCGCGGGACCCCCAAGGCGCCCCUGAGGAAGUCGGCGGGGGAGUACGUCUACCCGAUGACCCCCCAGGACUCGCCGGAGCGCCGCAGGGUGGUUUCGGCCCCUAGCGCCCCGGUGGAGUACGGGGAGCCCCUGCCCCUGCGCUGGCCGGCCCCCGAGGGCUACAUCCUGAGCAGCCACCCCAUGGGGCCCCAGUCCCCGACCGCCAUCAUGGCGGCCCCGGGCGGGGGCCACCACAACCCGGCGUACGUGCCCCAGCAGCGCACCCCCGGGAUGGGCGGGGCUCUGAUGAGGGGGGCCCUGGUACGGGGGGACCUAGGGGAGUUGGUGGAUCUCAGCCAGCUCAUGAGCAAGAAGAGCUGCAGUGAGAGGACUCAGACGGGCCAGUGAGACACAAAGAGGUGGGGCGCUUGGGGCUGGAUGAGUCUGCAGUCCUGUCUCUGUACCCUGCUACAUGGAGCCACGUGCAGCUCCACGGAACCUCUCUCAACUCUUACUGUUAACUUCCCCUUUCUCCUUGGGCUCCGUCGCUAGAUCAUUGUCAUUCAGCCUUUAUGAGCCCCCGUGUCAGCCCAUAUCCCCCAUCACCCGCCCACCUCUCCUUCCCACUGCUCCCUCUCCUCUUCCUCUUCCUCCUCCUCAUCCUCUCUCCUCGUGGCAGGACCUGCCCCCCCCCCCCCCCCCCGCACCCCCCUGUUACGAUUGGCCGCCAUGUGUGCCACUCACACUCAUGCCUCGUGCUGAUUGGUCGCAGAGGCUGAGGUUGUUGCUGUGCCUGCAAUGCAGAGAGUUGACUAUCUCUCUCUCUCUCACACCGGCGGAGGGAGAAAACAAGAGGGCGAAGAGGGGAAGGAGAGGAAGGGAUGAGUUUGGAGGGCGGAUGGAAGAGUAGAUGGGCUUUAAAGACAAUGCAGAGCUGGAUUUAGUGCACGUAUCGCCACUGCCAACAGCACUAGAGGGGAACGACUGAAAGACUUUCUCUGUAAAUACAAAUGAUCCUGUAUGAUGUGUAAAUUCCCUCCUCGGACAUUACGGUGACUCUGCCUGCUAAGGCAAAAACAAAAAAAUAACUGACUACAGUGUUUCAACUUUACUAUAUAAAGACUAUAUUAAUGUGGGGGGGGGGGAUUCUACUGUCCUGGGAGUGGGGUUUAGUGUGAGAGAGCAUGUGUUGGUGUGAGACAAAAAUCCUUUCCAGCUGUAGUUGCUUUGUCCAUCGGUUGGAGAAUACACACUCACACACACACACACACACACACACACAUAAACACACGUGCACAUAAAACGCAAACCAAUUGCAUUUCCAAUUUAAUCCUAUCAUCUCCAGUUCUCUCUUUCUCUCUUUCACACACACACACACACACACACACACACACACACACACACACACUCACACUCACAAACAUACACAAAUGAAUGCAUAGCAACAAACACACCCGCAGGCACACAUAUACCCAUGUGAUCACGUACAACAGAAGUCAAUGAUUCCAAGUGUGUGAGGAAAGCCGAGAUCUCUCUUUCUCUCGCUCUUUCUCUCUCUCUCUCUCUCUCUCUCUCUCUCUCUCUCUCUCUCUCUCUCUCU
This is a messenger RNA of Gadus morhua (Atlantic cod), 4515 nucleotides long. RefSeq names its product sema domain, transmembrane domain (TM), and cytoplasmic domain, (semaphorin) 6Ba (gene sema6ba). Gene Ontology annotation, molecular function: semaphorin receptor binding; chemorepellent activity. Gene Ontology annotation, biological process: positive regulation of cell migration; semaphorin-plexin signaling pathway; neural crest cell migration. The coding region runs from base 600 to 3323 and encodes 907 amino acids. The transcript has 18 exons. NCBI's taxonomy places the organism in Eukaryota, Metazoa, Chordata, Actinopteri, Gadiformes, Gadidae. Gene Ontology annotation, cellular component: plasma membrane. The record is from RefSeq and is a predicted model, not a curated record.